Miniopterus natalensis is the source of this 8612-nucleotide messenger RNA. RefSeq names its product tetratricopeptide repeat domain 28 (gene TTC28). Gene Ontology annotation, molecular function: protein binding. Lineage: Eukaryota; Metazoa; Chordata; Mammalia; Chiroptera; Miniopteridae. The record is from RefSeq and is a predicted model, not a curated record.
UUUUUUUUUUUUUUUUUUUUUUUUGGGGAAGAGGAGAAUUCGCGAAAAGGGGUUUGGAUGGCAGAAGCCCGGCUGGGUUUCUGUAGCUGCUCGUGUUCUCAAGCUCUUCUCUGAGGGAGGGUCUCUGCAGCUGCUGGGAGACCCCCUUGUCACAGGCUCCUUUUGCAGGCUCUGGCCCCGGGCGGAAAAUGCCCCACUCUGGCAGGAGUAUGCUGGCUGCUGGGACUUCCUAGCCCAGUGAGAAGUGUGUUCGUGGUUUGGGGAUACUUUUCAUUGAACUGAAAGCGAAAAGACUGGACUCUCCUGGGCUUUUUCCCUUCGCAGUGAAUAUGGGAAAGAAUUAGGGGGUGGGAGGGAGGCAGCAUGACUUGCAGUCGCUGCUGCCCUGCAUCUGCCCCCAGCCCCCAGCCAGCAUCUUGAUGUUCCACGUAUCGGCUGUACAAAUAUGAUGAAAUGGCAGCCCCGGAAGAAGGCAUACUUCCGACAGGGUGUUGCCCUCCAGUACCUCGGACGUCAUGCCGAUGCCCUGGCAGCCUUUGCAUCUGGACUGGCUCAGGACCCCAAGAGUCUCCAACUUCUGGUGGGGAUGGUAGAAGCUGCCAUGAAAUCUCCCAUGAGAGACUCCCUCGAGCCCACUUAUCAGCAGCUUCAGAAAAUGAAACUGGACAAGAGUCCCUUUGUGGUCGUGUCUGUGGUUGGGCAGGAACUCCUGACAGCUGGCCAUCAUGGGGCCUCUGUGGUUGUCUUAGAAGCUGCUCUGAAGAUUGGCACCUGCAGCCUCAAACUGAGAGGUUCCGUUUUCUCUGCCCUAAGCAGUGCUUAUUGGUCUCUUGGAAAUACAGAGAAGAGCACUGGAUACAUGCAGCAGGACUUGGAUGUAGCCAAGACCUUAGGUGACCAGACAGGAGAAUGCCGAGCUCAUGGGAAUCUAGGCUCUGCAUUCUUCUCCAAAGGAAACUAUCGGGAGGCUCUCACUAACCACAGGCAUCAGUUGGUGCUCGCCAUGAAACUCAAGGAUCGAGAGGCAGCUUCAUCUGCCCUGAGCAGUCUGGGCCAUGUGUACACAGCCAUUGGAGACUACCCCAAUGCACUGGCUAGUCACAAACAGUGUGUUCUUCUUGCCAAGCAAUCCAAAGAUGAGCUUUCUGAAGCCCGAGAACUCGGCAACAUGGGAGCUGUGUAUAUUGCCAUGGGUGACUUUGAGAAUGCUGUACAGUGUCAUGAGCAGCAUCUGAAGAUAGCCAAGGACCUGGGCAACAAACGAGAGGAGGCCCGGGCCUACAGCAACCUGGGCAGUGCCUAUCACUACAGGAGGAAUUUUGACAAGGCCAUGUCUUACCACAACUAUGUGUUGGAGCUGGCACAGGAGUUGAUGGAGAAGGCCAUUGAGAUGCGGGCUUAUGCUGGCCUGGGCCAUGCUGCCAGGUGCAUGCAGGAUUUGGAGAGAGCUAAACAGUACCAUGAGCAGCAGCUGGGCAUUGCUGAGGAUCUUAAAGACCGGGCUGCAGAAGGACGAGCUUCCUCCAACCUGGGAAUUAUACACCAGAUGAAAGGUGAUUAUGAUACCGCACUGAAACUCCACAAGACCCACCUGUGUAUCGCCCAGGAGCUGAGUGAUUAUGCUGCGCAGGGCCGUGCCUACGGGAAUAUGGGCAAUGCCUACAAUGCUCUGGGCAUGUAUGACCAGGCAGUCAAGUACCACCGGCAGGAGCUCCAGAUCUCCAUGGAAGUGAAUGACCGUGCCUCGCAGGCAUCCACACAUGGGAACCUUGCUGUCGCCUACCAGGCCCUGGGUGCCCACGACCGGGCCCUGCAGCACUAUCAGAACCAUCUGAACAUUGCUCGUGAGCUGCGUGACAUCCAGAGCGAAGCCCGGGCCCUCAGCAACCUGGGCAACUUCCACUGCUCUCGGGGGGAGUACGUCCAAGCUGCCCCCUAUUAUGAACAGUACCUCCGGCUUUCUCCAGACCUUCAAGACAUGGAAGGAGAAGGGAAAGUCUGCCACAAUCUUGGCUAUGCCCAUUACUGCCUUGGAAAUUACCAGGAGGCGGUGAAGUACUAUGAGCAGGAUCUGGCACUGGCCAAAGACCUUCAUGACAAAUUGAGCCAAGCAAAAGCCUACUGCAACUUGGGCCUCGCAUUCAAGGCUCUGCUGAACUUCAGCAAAGCUGAAGAGUGUCAGAAGUACCUGCUGUCCCUAGCUCAGUCCCUGAAUAAUUCCCAGGCUAAAUUCCGAGCCCUAGGUAACCUGGGCGAUAUAUUCAUCUGUAAAAAAGAUAUAAAUGGUGCAAUAAAAUUCUAUGAGCAGCAGCUGGGCUUAGCUCACCAUGUAAAGGACAGAAGACUGGAGGCCAGUGCAUAUGCAGCCUUGGGCACUGCAUACCGAAUGAUCCAGAAAUAUGACAAGGCCUUGGGUUAUCACACGCAGGAACUGGAAGUAUAUCAGGAGCUGAGCGACUUGCCGGGGGAGUGUAGAGCUCACGGACACCUGGCUGCUGUCUACAUGGCCCUUGGAAAAUACACAAUGGCAUUCAAAUGUUAUGAAGAACAGCUGGAUCUAGGGCAGAAGCUGAAGGAUCCAAGUCUAGAAGCCCAGGUCUAUGGCAACAUGGGCAUCACAAAGAUGAACAUGAAUGUGAUGGAAGAAGCCAUCGGCUACUUCGAGCAGCAGUUGGCCAUGCUGCAGCAGCUAAGUGGAAAUGAGUCUGUGCUCGACAGGGGCCGGGCCUACGGCAACCUGGGGGAUUGCUACGAGGCUCUGGGUGACUAUGAGGAAGCUAUCAAGUACUAUGAACAAUAUUUGUCUGUUGCCCAGAGUCUGAAUCGCAUGCAAGACCAAGCCAAGGCUUACCGGGGCCUAGGAAAUGGACACAGGGCAAUGGGGAGCUUGCAGCAAGCGCUUGUGUGCUUUGAAAAGAGGCUCGUGGUCGCCCAUGAGCUUGGGGAGGCCUUUAAUAAAGCCCAGGCCUAUGGAGAACUGGGCAGUCUGCACAGCCAAUUAGGGAAUUACGAACAAGCCAUUUCCUGCCUUGAACGCCAGCUGAACAUUGCUAGGGAGAUGAAAGACCGAGCUCUGGAAAGUGACGCAGCCUGUGGCCUGGGGGGUGUUUACCAGCAGAUGGGGGAAUAUGAUACAGCCCUGCAGUACCACCAGCUUGAUCUGCAGAUUGCAGAGGAAACCAACAACCCCACAUGCCAGGGCCGAGCCUAUGGGAACCUGGGUCUGACGUACGAAUCUCUGGGCACCUUCGAGAGGGCCGUGGUCUAUCAAGAACAGCACUUGAGCAUCGCUGCCCAGAUGAACGACUUGGUGGCCAAGACAGUGUCAUAUAGUAGCCUCGGAAGGACCCAUCAUGCUUUGCAGAACUAUUCCCAGGCAGUCAUGUAUUUACAGGAAGGUUUAAGGUUAGCUGAGCAACUGGGCCGAAGAGAAGAUGAAGCCAAAAUUCGCCAUGGUCUUGGCCUCUCCCUUUGGGCUAGUGGGAACCUGGAGGAAGCUCAACACCAGCUCUAUAGGGCAUCGGCCUUGUUUGAAACAAUCCGACAUGAGGCACAGCUGAGCACAGACUACAAACUCUCCCUCUUUGACCUACAGACGUCAUCCUACCAGGCCUUGCAACGGGUGCUCGUCAGCCUAGGCCAUCAUGAUGAAGCCCUGGCUGUGGCAGAAAGAGGACGCACGAGGGCAUUUGCGGAUCUUCUGGUAGAACGACAAACAGGACAACAGGACUCUGACCCCUACUCUCCAGUCACUAUCGAUCAGAUCUUAGAGAUGGUUAAUGGCCAGAGGGGACUAGUGCUUUACUAUUCUCUGGCUGCAGGCUACCUGUAUAGCUGGCUGCUUGCUCCUGGGGCAGGAAUUCUGAAGUUUCAUGAACACUACCUGGGUGACAACACAAUGGAAAACACCAGUGAGUUCCAGGCUGGCAGCAGUGCAGCUCUUCCAAUAGCCACCAGCUCAGCCCUGGAGCAGCACAUCGCCAGUGUGCGGGAGGCCCUAGGGGUGGAGUCUUACUACUCAAGGGCCUGUGCCAGCAGCGAGACAGAGAGUGAAGCCGGAGACAUCAUGGACCAGCAGUUUGAAGAGAUGAACAACAAGCUCAACUCGGUGACUGACCCCACUGGCUUCCUUCGGAUGGUUCGCCGCAAUAACCUCUUUAACAGGAGCUGCCAGAGCAUGACGAGCUUGGUCAGCAACUCCAUGUCACCCACCAAGGAUGGGACCUCCUCUCUUCCCAGGAGGCAGAGUUCAUUCGCCAGGCCCCCGCUUCGUGCCCUGUACGACCUGCUCAUAGCACCCAUGGAAGGGGGCCUGAUGCACUCCAGUGGCCCUGUGGGCCGGCACCGGCAGCUGGUCCUGGUUCUGGAGGGGGAGCUCUACCUCAUCCCUUUCGCCCUCCUGAAAGGAAGCUCCUCCAAUGAGUACCUGUAUGAGCGCUUCGCCCUCAUCGCCGUCCCUUCCAUCCGCGCCCUCGGCCCCCAGUCCAAGUCUCACCUGAGGAAGACCCCACCUACCUACUCCAGCUCCACGUCCAUGGCAGCUGUCAUUGGCAACCCGAAGCUCCCUUCAGCAGUGAUGGACAGGUGGCUGUGGGGGCCGAUGCCAUCAGCUGAGGAGGAAGCCUACAUGGUGUCGGAGCUGCUGGGCUGCCAGCCCCUGGUCGGCAGUGUGGCUACCAAGGAGCGGGUCAUGAGUGCCCUGACCCAGGCUGAGUGCGUCCAUUUUGCCACCCACAUCUCUUGGAAACUCUCGGCCUUGGUCCUCACGCCCAGUGCCGAUGGCAACCCUGCCAGCAGCAAGAGCUCCUUCGGCCAUCCCUACACAAUCCCAGAGUCCCUCCGGGUGCAGGAUGACACCAGUGAUGGUGAAAGCAUUUCGGACUGCCCGCCCCUGCAGGAGCUGCUGCUCACGGCGGCCGAUGUCCUGGACCUGCGGCUUCCCGUGAAGCUGGUGGUCCUUGGCUCCUCUCAGGAGUCCAACAGCAAAGUCACAGCCGAUGGGGUCAUUGCGUUGACACGGGCCUUCCUGGCUGCUGGUGCACAGUGUGUCCUUGUGUCUUUGUGGCCUGUGCCUGUGGCUGCUUCCAAGAUGUUUCUCCAUGCUUUCUACUCAUCCCUGCUGAACAGCCUGAAAGCCAGCGCUGCCCUGGGGGAGGCCAUGAAGGUGGUGCAGAGCAGCAAGGCCUUCUCGCACCCUUCCAAUUGGGCAGGGUUCAUGCUCAUUGGGAGUGACGUGAAGCUGAACAGCCCCUCUUCGCUCGUUGGCCAGGCCCUCACUGAGGUCCUGCAGCACCCGGAGCGUGCGCGGGAUGCCCUGCGAGUGCUGCUGCACCUGGUGGAGAAGUCCCUGCAGCGCAUUCAGAACGGGCAGCGCAACGCCAUGUACACAUCCCAGCAGAGUGUGGAGAACAAAGUGGGUGGCAUCCCCGGCUGGCAGGCCCUCCUCACCGCUGUGGGCUUCCGGUUGGACCCCCCAGCCAGUGGCUUGCCUGCAGCCGUCUUCUUCCCAACCUCCGACCCAGGCGACCGGCUGCAGCAGUGCAGCAGCACCAUCCAGUCCCUGCUGGGUCUUCCCAACCCUGCCCUCCAAGCCCUCUGCAAGCUCAUCACUGCCUCAGAGACGGGCGAGCAGCUCAUCAGCCGGGCUGUUAAAAAUAUGGUUGGAAUGCUCCACCAGGUGCUGGUCCAGCUGCAGGCCUGCGAGAAGGAACAGGACUUUGCGUCGGCUCCCAUUCAAGUCUCCAUCAGCGUCCAGCUGUGGCGGCUCCCGGGAUGUCACGAAUUCCUGGCGGCUCUAGGUUUCGAUCUCUGUGAAGUUGGUCAGGAGGAAGUAAUCCUGAAAACCGGGAAACAAGCCAGUCGAAGAACCAUGCACUUUGCACUCCAGUCCCUACUCGCCCUUUUCGAUUCUACAGAGCUGCCCAAGCGCCUCAGCCUUGACAGCUCAUCUUCCCUGGAGUCCCUGGCCUCGGCCCAGUCUGUCUCCAAUGCCCUGCCCUUGGGCUACCAGCACCCUCCCUUCUCACCCACCGGUGCAGAGAGCAUCGCCUCGGACGCCAUCUCUGUGUACAGUCUGAGCUCCAUUGCCUCCUCAAUGAGCUUUGUCUCUAAGCCUGAGAGUGGGUCAGAAGGUGGGGGCCCCCGAGGACGGCAGGACUACGACAGGUCCAAGAAUGCUUACCCACAGCGAUCCACCCUGCCUCGGAGCCAGCUGUCCCCCCAGACCCGCCCUGCAGGCAGCAAAGAAGAAGAAGAAUAUGAAGGGUUUUCCAUCAUCAGCACUGAGCCUUUGACAGCUUACCAAGAAAACAGAAAGACAGGCUUCUCACCAGAUCACAAACAAUCCCGAGGAGGUACAACUGGAGGUGUGAAAGUUUCAAUAAGCUCCAAAGGGAGCAUAAGCACUCCAAAUUCUCCAGUUAAAAUGACUCUGAUUCCCAGCCCAAACUCACCCUUCCAAAAGGUUGGAAAACUAGCAAGUUCAGAUACGGGAGAAUCAGACCAGUCUAGCACAGAAACAGACAGUACCGUGAAAUCCCAAGAAGAAAGCAACCCAAAGCUUGAUCCACAAGAGUUGGCCCAGAAAAUUCUAGAGGAGACACAAAGUCAUCUUAUUGCAGUGGAGCGUCUUCAAAGGGGCAGCAGUCAGACCAGUAACAACCCAGAAGAUGGCAUUUCCAUGCCAAAUAACGCUGCCAUCUUCAGAGCGUCAGAAACAAGUGCGUUCAGCAGGCCUACCCUCUCCCAUCAGAAGAGUCAGCCAUCACCAAUUACUGUUAAACCAAAGCCCCCAGCCAGAAGCUCAUCCCUGCCCAAGGUGAGUUCAGGAUAUAGCAGCCCCACCACCUCGGAGGCGUCCAUCAAAGACAGCCCGAGCCAGCACAGCGGCCGGCCAUCCCCUGGCUCUGACUCCCAGACUUCCCUGACUGACCAGCCUCUCUUCAAACUGAAGUAUCCCAGCUCUCCUUACAGUGCCCACAUUUCCAAAUCACCAAGGAACAUGUCCCCAAGCUCAGGCCAUCACUCUCCUGCUGGUAGUGCACCGUCCCCAGCUCUCUCCUAUUCCUCAGCUGGUUCCGCUCGCUCAAGUCCAGCUGAUGCUCCCGACAUAGACAAACUGAAAAUGGCAGCCAUUGAUGAAAAGGUGCAGGCUGUGCACAACCUGAAGAUGUUCUGGCAGAGUACACCCCAGCAUUCCACAGGACCCAUGAAAAUAUUCCGGGGGACCCCUGGAACGAUGACUUCCAAAAGAGAUGUCCUCAGUCUAUUAAAUCUGUCACCUCGGCACAAUAAGAAGGAGGAAGGAGUAGACAAGCUUGAGCUCAAGGAGCUGUCUUUGCAACAACACGGAGAAACACCACAAAAAGCCCCUCCCAAUGGACACUGGCACAGUGAGACCACCACGUUGAGCACGCUGCCACUGCCCGCCAGCCCUCCUGCUGCAGCUCCCACACGCCCUUUGAGACUUCCUUCUGGAAACGGCUACAAGUUUCUGUCCCCAGGAAGAUUUUUUCCUUCCUCCAAAUGCUAAAGCAUCUUUAUGCCCAGUGACUCAGAGUGCAGCAGCCUUGCAGAGGAUCUGUUGUUCACUCGGCCUACUCCCUUGUCUGAGUGCAGUCACCCCACAAAGCCACCAGCCACCUCACGAAGGGUGCACUCCAGGCAAGGGGCAUUACCAUGCCCAGACACCACCACACAACACAGCUGGUGGCUUCUCUGGGACUCGGGGCCAGAUUUACCAAAAUCCAGGACUUCUGUGGGAUUGGUACAGGAGGCUCAUGGAAUUUCCUACACACUUCACCAAAUGUUUACCUUUGAACUCUCUGCUUCUCAUCUUUGACAUGAUUCAACAGGAUUUUUGUAUUAAAAAUGGUCAUGGUUCUGGGGUGGGGAGAGGAAAGGGAGCACAUAUUUUGCUAAGAGGUAUAUAUGCAGUACCUUUUAUACACAGAAAUUCAAAUAGGCUUUUUUAAGGCUUUCAGGUGCUGGUUGGGGGUGGGAUAUAUAAAAUCUCUCUAACUUGAAUUCUACAUGAAAAUGUUAUAUUAGCCAAAAACAGAAUAAUGGUUUUAAAAAUGCCAAUGAUUUGAAAUUAAAAUAUAGCAAUUUUGGUCUCAUGAUAUUGUAAUAUCACGGUAACAAUGCAAUAAUUCACAUCGAAACAGUGCUUCCAUCCUGAACUCAGCUUUGUCAAGCUCUACAAAUGUCCUUGGGGCCCACUGUCAACCAAACUUGAAUUUUCUUAAAAAAUUUAUGUAACUCGGAUCCAGGCAUUUUAGAACUAUGCAAUUGUGAUUUAAAAUGCAACUUUGUGCUUUUAAAACGUUACUGACCUUUUUUGUACAUGGAUAAACAACUUGGUUUUAUUAUCAAUAGUACUUUGCAUUUAUAGCUGUUAUUUUUUAAAGCUCAAAAAGUUUUUUAAAAUAUCAAAUUUUGAAUAGUCAUCAAUAAGUAAUUAUCAAACUUUGGGAUGGAAAGACUGAAAUUAUUAUUUCCUUAUAGGAAACAAACAAACAAAAAUCCUCUGGCUAACUAGAUUUAACCAGAAUCUAGCCUUCCAGCUCCUAUUCCCUUUAUUAGCUGCUUAAUUUUUUUCUCUUUUCCCAUCU